Messenger RNA from Camelina sativa (false flax), 1151 nucleotides. RefSeq names its product peroxisomal membrane protein 11E. The record is from RefSeq and is a predicted model, not a curated record. NCBI's taxonomy places the organism in Eukaryota, Viridiplantae, Streptophyta, Magnoliopsida, Brassicales, Brassicaceae. Gene Ontology annotation, biological process: peroxisome fission. Gene Ontology annotation, cellular component: peroxisomal membrane.
AAAAAAAAAGAGAGAUGAGAUGACCAAACACGUUUUUAAUCGUAAGUUUCUCUAUCUCCGAUGACGCAAAACGAGGAAGAAAAAAAAGACAUUAUAAGUAAGAACAGAACAGCUUCACCAUGUUCCAAAAACUAAAAGCACUAAAUCUCGGAUCCCCUUUCCUUUAAAGUUCGAUAUCUUUCUCUGUUUUGUUGUGUCUUUGAACGCUCAAUUUGUAUAACUCUCUCUCUCCCGGUCCGGGGUCUUCUUCAUAGAGAGAUCAUCAUAUAGAGAAAGCAUGACUACGUUAGAUUUGUCGAGAGCCGAGCUUGCUCUUAUAGUCCUCUAUUUGAACAAAGCUGAAGCUAGAGAUAAGAUAUGCAGAGCUAUACAGUAUGGUUCCAAAUUCUUGAGUGGUGGGCAACCUGGUACUGCUCAAACUGUUGACAAAAACACCAGCUUGGCUAGAAAAGUUUUCCGUCUUUUCAAGUUUGUCAAUGAUUUUCACGGUCUUAUCAGUCCUGUGCCUAAAGGAACUCCGCUUCCUCUUGUCUUACUUGGGAAGUCCAAGAAUGCACUGGUGUCGACCUUCUUGUUUCUUGAUCAAAUCGUCUGGCUUGGUAGAUCAGGCAUAUAUAAGAACAAAGAACGAGUCGAAUUGCUUGGACGUAUAUCACUUUUCUGUUGGCUUGGAUCAUCAGUUUGUACAACUGCAGUCGAGAUCAGUGAGCUUGGAAGGCUCUCUUCAUCUAUGAAGAAGAUGGAAAAGGAACUCAAAGAUGAUGAAAAGCAUCAUGAUGAACUGUAUCGUGCUAAGCUUCAGAAAUCAAAAGACAGAACUCUAGCAUUGAUCAAAUCAAGCAUGGACUUUGUUGUAGCCAUUGGUUUGCUUCAGUUAGCUCCGAAGACGAUUACUCCUCGUGUCACUGGCGCUUUAGGGUUUACCACCUCGCUUAUCUCUUGUUAUCAGUUGCUUCCGUCACGCCCCAAGUUCAAGACACCUUGAAGCAAGAAGAAGCUUGUUCUCUAGGCCUUCAGAAUAAUUGUUUCAUAUUUAUUUUGUAAACCUGCUGUGUUCUGGUAAUAUCAGGCUGUUGUUCCUUUCAAUGAAUUUGCUUUGCAAGAAUAAUGAUAACUCUUAAAAUAAGAUUGAGUAUGAUACUUCUUCAAGA